This is a messenger RNA of Anastrepha ludens (Mexican fruit fly), 2307 nucleotides long. RefSeq names its product modular serine protease-like. Gene Ontology annotation, cellular component: plasma membrane. Gene Ontology annotation, molecular function: serine-type endopeptidase activity; protein binding. The coding region runs from base 171 to 2132 and encodes 653 amino acids. NCBI's taxonomy places the organism in Eukaryota, Metazoa, Arthropoda, Insecta, Diptera, Tephritidae. Gene Ontology annotation, biological process: proteolysis. The record is from RefSeq and is a predicted model, not a curated record. The transcript has 7 exons.
GUCGACGUUGACUAAAGUGAGAAGCGUUUAACGCUUUUCAAAGUAUCUCAGCGUAAUUUGAAAAAGUCAAUUUGACAAAAAAUAUACAUUAUACAUACAUAUAUAUUAUAUGCAGUUCUAAGAAACAAAGAUUUUUAUGUAAUAGUGUUAUUGCAUUUUACUUGAUAAUUAUGAUCUGCUCCAUCGGUACACAUUUCCCAUGCACUCCGCUUAUUAAUAUAUAUCUGAUAGCAUUAUGGUUGCUGAUUGGCGGCUGUUCGGCGCAAUCAGAAUGCAACUGGAAAUGUGAUGAUGGCGAGUCCAUAGAUUGUGAAUAUUUUUGUGACGGCUUGAAGAAUUGUCGAGAUGGCUCGGAUGAAAGUACAGAAAAUUGCUUCGUAAAUUCGACGUGUCCGUCAUAUGCAUUUCGCUGUGCCUAUGGUGCCUGCAUCAUGGGCGAAAAUCGCUGCAAUGGCAAGCAGGACUGUGCGGACAACUCGGACGAAUUGCCAUUUCUGUGUGAGAAGACGAGGCAAGAAGUGGAGGUGGAAUUGCGCGGUAAAUGUGGUGAUGCGGAGAUGCAAUGCAGCAGCGGGGAAUGUAUAGACAGCGAUAAAGUUUGUGAUGGCAUACGCGAUUGUAGGCUAGGAGACGACGAAACAUUGGAGAAGUGUGCACCAUUUUCGUGUCCCACGUUCGCACAUAAAUGCGCCUAUGGCGCUUGUAUUGAAGGCAAGGCUGCCUGUAAUGGAACCGUAGAAUGUCAUGACGGCUCUGAUGAAGCGUAUGCGCUGUGUGGUAUGAAGCGGAAAGAUAAACCCAAAACAGACAUUGUUUACUUUCCAACGGAUAGAACUAUGGUUAGUGCAAAGUUAAAACCACCACCAACAACAACUCUGGCAGUAAAUGAGAGGUGUAAAAUACCGGAAAAUCUUGCGAAUGUAAUUAUAAGAGAUGAGUUGCGUGGCACAAAUUUACAAGUGGGUUCGAAGGUGCCAACAAACACAGUUGUUAGUUUUGCCUGUCAUCCAGGUUUCAACUUGGUGGGUGAUAUUAGAACGUUUUGCCGAAACAGAGGUUGGCAGAAUAACUUGCCCACAUGUAUCAAGUACUGCAAUGCAACUAUGCUGCAAGAAGGCUUUUCUACGAAGGCCACCUGUUAUUUUGAAAAUGUACUCGUACCAUGCAGAAAUAUUCGGCCGGGCACAAGCGCAGUAAUCAGCUGCGAAACAGAUUAUCAACGCAAGAAUGUAUGGGAAGAAACAACCCUAACCUGUACAAAUGAGUACCAGUGGAAUAAUCCGAAGACGCCCUGCGAAAUACGGUGCGGCUAUAUACAACAGCCGUCGACAGCUUUCGCCAGUAAUGGCAGAAUGGUUAAUGUUACACAAGCCCCUUGGCAUGUGGGUGUAUACAGUAAAUUGAAUCAAAGGGAUUUUAAGCGCACAUGUGGUGGGUCCAUAGUUUCGACGCGCAUUGUUGUAUCAGCUGCUCAUUGCGUCUGGGACGAAGCUAACUCAGCGACAUAUCCAGCGGGACUAUUCAAAGUUGCAGCUGCACAGUUGGCGUCCCGCUAUAUCACUACUGAAGGGUCUGAUGUUUCAUAUAUAUAUGUGCCAUCUUCGUAUACUGGUGCUGAUGGUAAUUACCAAGAUGAUCUGGCUAUCCUCAAAGUGGUGAACAUUUUCAAAUUUACUGAAACGGUUAAGCCCAUUUGUUUUGAGCCCAAGAACAGGGCCGCUGCAGUCGUGGAAAACGAUGAACUUGGUUUCAUUGUCGGUUGGGGUCCUACGACGAGCAGCAACAAUGUCGAUGUAUUUCAAAAAAUAGAUGUAAGUUCGAUCUCCUACCAAAGUUGCCUGGAUCGGUUGACAAUCAACGAUACACCUUACGAUUUGCCGACUGAUAAGUUUUGUGUGAGGCGCGUAGCGAGAACAGGAGAUAUUUGUCGCGGUGAUAGCGGUGGUGGUUUUGUGAAAAAUAUUAGAGGGCGAUAUUAUUUAGUAGGCGUGGUAAGUCACGCGCCGUUAAGACAUAUCGAUUGUGGCAGGGAUGGCCUUGUGGCAUUAACAAAUGUGCAAUUUUAUACUCAAAUAAGUAAAUACAUAGAUGGGGACAAAGAUCGAGUGGUACAGCAAAAUGUGGCAAUGUGAUGGCAUAAAAAUGCAUACAUACAUAUUAUACAUAUGUAUGGAUAAGUAAGGUUAAGAAAAAAGUGACUGCUAUAAUAUAAGCUUUUUUGUACUCAGCCAGUAAUUAAGCGUGAUAUGAACAAUUGAAUUUAAUUAGUUACAGUGGCACAAAUACAUGCAUACCUAAGUAAGCAAA